GCAUAUUUGGGCAAAAUAUAAUAACUAUCAAUAUCUCUCUCUCUAUAUGGAAUAACUAUUAAUUUCUAGUUCCCACGCCUGUACAUAUGUGGGAGAUCGAUGCAUGAAGACCUCUUUAUAUGUUGGUAAAAUCACAAAGACAAAUCGACCAUAAUUACAGCUAGCUAGCCUAGCCAUGGAUAGCAGCAACAGCAACAUAAUCCCUCUCAUCGAGAAUCAUAGCGACCACGAGGAGAUCAGAGAUUGUCAUGGAUUGGUUAAGGAGUUUGGGCAGGAAUCCAAGAGGCUGUGGCAGCUGGCCGCCCCGGCAAUCUUCACGGCCAUUUGCCAGUACUCCCUGGGGGCUCUCACUCAGACGUUUGCCGGCCAAGUCGGCGAGCUUGAGCUCGCCGCCGUCUCCGUCGAGAACUCUGUCGUCGCCGGCCUCGCCUUCGGCAUCAUGUUGGGAAUGGGGAGUGCAUUGGAGACAUUGUGCGGGCAAGCAUACGGUGCAGGGAAUCUCAAGAUGUUAGGAGUGUACAUGCAGAGAUCAUGGGUGAUUUUGUUGACCACUGCCUGUCUUUUGGUACCCCUCUAUGUUUGGUCGCCUCCUAUCCUUGAGCUUUUUGGAGAGACCGCUGAAAUCUCUCAUGCAGCUGGAAAGUUUGCUCUGUGGAUGCUUCCACAGUUAUUCGCCUACGCGCUCAAUUUCCCAAUACAAAAGUUCUUACAAGCACAGGGGAAAGUCCUGGUCAUGACUUGGAUUUCCGCUGGGGUAUUGGUGCUACAUACAUUUUUCAGUUGGUUGCUAAUACUAAGACUUGGGUGGGGCUUAACUGGGGCAGCACUCACGCUCAACAUCUCGUGGUGGACAAUCGUUAUUGGUCAAUUUUUGUACAUCGUCAUUACCACGUCAGAUGGUGCUUGGAGUGGAUUCUCAUGGCUGGCAUUCUCAGACUUGUUUGGCUUUGUUAAGCUUUCUUUGGCUUCUGCUAUUAUGUUGUGUUUGGAGUUUUGGUACAUGAUGGUGCUGGUGGUCAUAGCAGGCCGUUUGCCGAAUCCUUUGAUCCCGGUCGACGCCAUUUCUAUUUGCAUGAAUAUAAAUGGAUGGGAUGCAAUGAUUCCACUUGGAUUUAAUGCUGCAAUAAGCGUGAGAGUGUCAAAUGAGCUUGGAGCGGGUAACGCCAGGGCUGCAAAAUUUUCAGUCAUAGUUGUUUCUGCUACUUCAGUUGCCAUAGGAGUCAUUUGCAUGAUCAUAGUAUUAGCUACUAGGGAAUACUUCCCUAUCUUUUUCACAAGUAGCGAUGCCGUUGCUAAGGAAACUACCAGACUUGCAAUCUUGCUCGGCUUCACAGUGUUGAUGAACAGCCUGCAGCCAGUGUUAUCUGGUGUUGCUGUUGGGGCUGGUUGGCAAUCUCUUGUAGCAUACAUCAAUAUCGUGUGCUACUAUGUUGUUGGACUUCCAGCUGGAAUUCUUCUGGGUUUCACAUUUGGUUUCGGAAUCAUGGGUAUUUGGGGAGGAAUGAUUGGAGGCACUUCCUUGCAAACCAUAAUAUUAGUAGUAGUUACAGUAUUAACAGACUGGAACAAAGAAGCUGAACAAGCAGAAGGUCGCAUUAGAAAGUGGGGAGGCUCAGCUGCAGAGCAGUACUAACCUAUGAUUCAAAAGACAUGCCUCAUUUAUGGCGUUGUGAUCAGAAAUGGUCCCGUUAUUCAAUUUUGGUAUCAACUUUGGUAUCAUAUCUUAGAUCUUGUAGCUCAGACUAUUCAUUUUUUUAUGAUGUGGAUUGGUGGAACUCGGUUUUGUUGCAUAAUCUUAGAUGGUGUAGUUUAUGCAUGAUUGAAAUCUUGAUGAAACUGACUUUAAUAAAAAAUUAGUUCUCUUAUAAUGUA
Messenger RNA from Morus notabilis, 1872 nucleotides. Its product is annotated as protein DETOXIFICATION 33. The record is from RefSeq and is a predicted model, not a curated record. Lineage: Eukaryota; Viridiplantae; Streptophyta; Magnoliopsida; Rosales; Moraceae. Gene Ontology annotation, biological process: xenobiotic detoxification by transmembrane export across the plasma membrane. Bases 176 to 1633 code for a protein of 485 amino acids. The transcript has 9 exons. Gene Ontology annotation, cellular component: membrane. Gene Ontology annotation, molecular function: xenobiotic transmembrane transporter activity; antiporter activity.